AUGACUUAUGAGGCUACCAGAGGCUACUACACCUCCAGAUUAAUGACAGCCUGCAACUUACUUGCUUCCAACACACUAGUAACACAUUCUAAGGUUCGUAAUCGGCUACUUCAAAGCGCUAUUGCUAUUCUGUGGGUAAAGGUCCUCAUUUUGUUGAUGGUGGCAUCUUACAAAGAAAAGGAAGUUCGAGAUGGGAACACUUGUUUCAAAUGCUCUCCUCCCAUUCGCGAUGCUGCCAACAAGGAAAACCUCUGGGAAGCUCUGCUGUACAAACACAUCAGCACAGUGAGUAAGGAUGUGGCACCUUGGGGAAUAAUGCCUACAAAGCAAGCCCAGGAUGACGACGCUGAUCACUAG
Triticum turgidum subsp. durum (durum wheat) is the source of this 357-nucleotide messenger RNA. The record is from the annotation of a GenBank genome assembly. Lineage: Eukaryota; Viridiplantae; Streptophyta; Magnoliopsida; Poales; Poaceae.